UAUUACGUCAUACUCCAAUCUCCAACUAUGUGUAUACUUGUCGCAAGAAGAGAUAAAAUUUUUCAGGAACGUUUGAAGACGGACUUUGGGUUAGAAGAGUCCAUGUACCAGGAAUAUGACGUAAUUUUGUGCUAUCGUCUGAGAAGGAACUUUAAUCUACCACCAUGGAUAAAGUGAACGUGAGAAAAGUUAGCGUGAAUAACAUGAAGGAGAGACUUCACUUCAAGUCCAUCCAGGCCAACCUGGAGCAGCGAAGGGACAGUCAGCUCCAGGCACACGGCAAAGAGGAGAGGGAAAUGUUGCGGCAGCUGGAGAAACUGCAACAGGACAAAAUUAGGUACGGUCUGGUAGAACCGUCGUCUUCGUCACCUUCAGCAAGAGCGUCUUCAGUAAGGGUCAUGUCUUCCACCAGACGAGGGUCUUUACCGGAGCACCUCUUACCGGGCCAUGUGGGCCCCUCCGGCGGGCCGAGACCGCAGUCCCCCUCCACGAGCUAUCGGGGCCUGGACGGAGUCUCCAAGUCUUCUCUUGCCAACUACAAAUCCUUCGCGUCCGGUAUUGAUCAAGAGGAAAGUCAACAGUCUCUGUCAGGACGAUCUGUGGCCAAACUGACGGGAUCCGGGCUGCUCAUGGACCCGAGAACGACCCUCCCCGGUCCACAGAAUCCCGAAAACUCGAUGACGUCUUUACGCGGGACAGGCAGCGUUUCCCGCCGCUGUGCGAUGUCCUCCACGGCGGGCUCCUCAGCAAGCAUCGCUACCGGGGAGCGGUUUCGUAGACUAUCGGUAGGCGGCGCUUCUGGACUGUAUUCAUCCUCCAGCGCGGAACUGCGGGAUGGAGCCGAGUCUUUCAGCACAGACAGCAGGUCCACGAUGUCAACUGUGGUCGGUAAAAAGGCACCUGGGCUGGCGUCCAGUCGGCACAGUAUCUGCCUCAUCAGUUCCGGGAACAGUAGCACUGCAGAUACAAGGAGGGCGAAAGCGUCACCUGUGCCGGGAGAGGCGCAGCGGUACCACCACAUGUUGUCCACAGAAGCUCUGGAAACUCUCCAUAAACUGGUAAAAGAGUCCAGACAUCCUACCAGACCGGCGACAGAUCUGAACGUGCGCCUCCCGCCCAUCUUCGGGCCCGUCUGCUCCGUCAACAAGAGGAACCGUAAGAAGCUGAUGGCCCUGCAGCUGCUGAUGAACCAGCUCCCGUCCAUCGUGACGCAGCCGCCCACCCCAGAGUUCAACCCGCUGGAGGUGCUGAGCUGUAGGUAUCUGCGUCUGUCGGCCACUAACGUGGAGACGCUGACAGACAUGUGCCGCCAGGCCGGGAUCGACCCCGGCAUCCAUCCUCAUAUGACCCCGGAACAGCUGGAGGAGGAGAUCCGCCAUCUCAUGGAACCUCAGGGGCAGGCAUCCACCCAAACACUCGUUCCCAGUGGAGCUCACAAGCAGUAACCCCUUCACAAAAACUCGUUCCAAUUGGAGCCCACAAGCAAGAAACCCCUUCACCAAAACACUCGUUCUCAGUGGAGCCCACAGGCCGUAACCCC
Branchiostoma floridae (Florida lancelet) is the source of this 1540-nucleotide messenger RNA. RefSeq lists its product as uncharacterized. Lineage: Eukaryota; Metazoa; Chordata; Leptocardii; Amphioxiformes; Branchiostomatidae. Bases 165 to 1445 code for a protein of 426 amino acids. The transcript is spliced from 7 exons. The record is from RefSeq and is a predicted model, not a curated record.